Messenger RNA from Poeciliopsis prolifica (blackstripe livebearer), 2073 nucleotides. RefSeq names its product acyl-CoA thioesterase 8 (gene acot8). The record is from RefSeq and is a predicted model, not a curated record. Gene Ontology annotation, biological process: acyl-CoA metabolic process; fatty acid catabolic process. Gene Ontology annotation, cellular component: peroxisomal matrix. Gene Ontology annotation, molecular function: fatty acyl-CoA hydrolase activity. The transcript has 6 exons. The coding region runs from base 276 to 1289 and encodes 337 amino acids. Lineage: Eukaryota; Metazoa; Chordata; Actinopteri; Cyprinodontiformes; Poeciliidae.
GUGUUAGAUCUCAUAAAAUUCAACAUACGUUGAAGUUCAGGCUGUACUUGAAAUGUGAAAACAUUGAGGGAGAUAUACUUUUGAGAAAUAUAAUUACCUGUUUUGUUGUUGUUUUAGUUCAAUAGCUAUCAUAUUUCAUAUUUAAUAUACAAAUAUAUACGUCAGAAAGCUUGAACAAGAAUGAAGGAACUCACUUCACCACUGGGAGGCGAUAAAGAGCAAUAUGGCUGAUUGUCACCGAGCCUUAAGCAAAAAAGAGCAAGUGCUGAAGGAAAAUGGCAGAAGGGAAAGUAAGCGAGAGUGCUUCCGUCAACCGGUUAAUUGAUAUAAUAGAGUCACAGAGUUCAGUAGAGGAUGACAGCUCGGAAAGUUCUGGAGCUCGGUACCCGCAGGACCUCCGAAGCGUCCUGGUUACCAGUGUUUUAAACCUGGAGCAGCUGGACAUUGACCUCUACAGGGGAACGCACCACUGGGUGCCGCGCACGCAGCGCUUAUUUGGCGGUCAGAUCAUCGGCCAGGCUCUGGUGGCUGCUGCCAAAUCAGUCAGUGAUGAUCUCUAUGCCCACUCGCUGCAUUGCUACUUUGUGCGAGCAGGAGACCCUAAGGUACCGGUUCUGUACCAGGUGGACCGCACUAGAGAUGGACGCAGUUUCACUGUGCGCUCUGUGAAGGCCAUCCAGCAUGGAAAACCCAUCCUGAUCUGCCAGGCGUCCUUCCAGCUGCUGCAGCCAAGCCCGCUGCAGCACCAGUUCCCCAUGCCGGCGGUCCCUCAGCCUGAAGACCUGCCCACCGUUGAGGAGAUCAUUCAGCGUUACCUCAGUAAACCAGACCUGACAGAGAGUGCAAAACAAGGCCUGAACAAACUCCUGGCUACCGAGGUUCCCAUCGAGGUGAAGCCCGUCAGCCCAGCACAGUUUUACCGCCAUGCUUCAGGAGAACCACGGAGGCUGUUCUGGGCCAGAGCGCGAGGACAUAUUGGUGAAGGAGACAUGAAGUUGCACUGCUGUGUGGCCGCCUAUGUGUCAGACUUUGCCCUCCUGGGGACUGUACUGCUGCCGUACCCUAAAUACAAGGCCCGCUUCACCGCCUCCCUGGACCAUGCUAUGUGGUUCCACAGUACCUUCCGUAGCGACGAGUGGAUGCUUUACGAGUGUGACAGUCCCUGGGCAGGAAGCAGCAGAGGACUGGCUCAGGGUCGGCUGUGGAGAAGAGAUGGGGUCCUGGCAGCCUCUUGUUCUCAGGAAGGGGUCCUGAGAGUCAAACCUGCUCCAGAGAACAGCAAACUAUAGCUGUUUUUUUUUUUUUUUUUUUUUACAUAUUUUGCUAUAAUUAUGAGUGAUAGCUGCUGUUUUAAGUGUUUUUAACUUUUAAAAUGUUCAAAUGUCAGAUAUUGAAAUUAUUUAUGCACGGGGGGGAAAUCUUUCUAACUUCUAGAGUUUUACAUGUCAGGACUUGAAAAACAGUUUUUCAGUUUUAUGUUUGUACACUGGAGGCUAAAAUAUAAGCCAUGUUAGAACCUAAUGAAGACGUGAUAUCUGAAAAACCCUGCAGACGCAACCAGAUGUAGCGUUUAUUAUGACUGAGUAGAAUUUAUAACAUUGUCUAAAAUAUUUGAAUUUUAUAAAUUAGUAUUUUAAAAAAUUAAUGGAUGAAAGAGCUAUUUUUUAUUUACAUAUGCCCCAAAACAAAAAAGGCUAGAGUGGCUUUUCUAUAUUUCUUGGAUAUAUUUAUGCAUUGAUAUGAUGCAAUGAUGUAAGAGCCACUAUACAUUAUUAACUCCUUUUGUUGACUUAAUGCAAUAUUUUUGACCUGUAAUGCCUUGUUAACAUGACACACAAAGCAUGGUCACUUGUUUUUAAUGUAUAAUUUUCCUUACAGGGGUUUCCCAGAAGUCAGCAUUUUAAUUAUUGCACUAGUGUCAAAAUGUGCUUUGUAUUUAACUUGUGAAAAAAUUAAGAAAAUUGUGCUCUGUAACAAUAAAACUUGUAACUUGUGAUAAGAAAUGUUAAUGCAUUUAAAACCUGUGAGGAACAUUGAAGCAGCUCAAUAAACAGGGUAAUGGUGAAGAACACA